Molecule: messenger RNA, 630 nt
Organism: Medioppia subpectinata
Lineage: Eukaryota; Metazoa; Arthropoda; Arachnida; Sarcoptiformes; Oppiidae
Source: the annotation of a GenBank genome assembly
AGCGCCGGGAGUUGGUCGGUGUCCGCACACAUACUCUCCCCGCUAUCCAAAGGCCUAUUCAAGAGGGCUAUUAUGGAGAGCGGCGCUCAAUUUGACAGCAAAGAGAGAGAUGUGGUCAACAAAACUGAGGCCAUAUCUCAGGGCAAAGCAAUGGCCACACAAUUGAAAUGCAAUGAAACCGAGAAUUGGAUACAAUGUUUGCGAAGAGCGGACGCCAACGAUAUACUGAAAUGCGAGACUCAGUUCCCAAUUAACCCGUUAUUUGAAACAGAGUUUUUACCCAUUACUGCCCAACAGGCUUUUGACCAGAAAAAAUUUAAUACAGAUAUUGAUUUACUGGUUGGCAUAACACACGACGAAGCAUCUGGUUGUCCGACAUAUCUGUUCGCCAAACGGUUAGCACAAACUGUCAAAGAGUCGCAAAGAGUUUACUUUUACGAGUUGUUUUAUGGAAGCGAAUAUUUUGGUAAACAAUCAGGUCACUACGACUCUGAUUGGCCGCAACUAUUAAAUGAUAACCCGAUGGGUAUGCCUAAAGUGCACGGUAUAGAUCCCACAAACCUAACGCUCAUAUUGAAUGAUCCGUUUCAUCAAACAUGUGAUGGCGUGUGGGCUCGCUAUUUCUUAUAA